CGGUGGGGGUAGAAAUGCACAAAAACCGGACCACGACCGAUCGACGUGAAUAUCAUCGCCGGUCCGACAAUUAAAUUCGUCCGGUUAUUCUUCCGUAAAUCAAUUUAUUAUUGCCGUUGUGUUUCGAAGUUCGUAAAUCAGUGCCGGGGACUGUGAUUUUUUUUUGGUCUAAUGGAAACGACGCUCCUUAAUGUGGUGUUCGUUUUUUGGACACUUUCCUGCUGUCGCUGGGGAAGCUGUCAGACGCUGAUAAGCGAUGACGAAGAUCAGGAAACAGUAAUAACUUCGUCUGUGGACGCCGUGUUAUCGCGGAGUGCGACAUUGCCGUGUGACAUUGAACCCCAUAUUAGAGAAGACCGAGUCUACAUGGUCCUGUGGUAUAGAGAUGGACAUAGUAAGCCGAUUUAUAGUUUUGACGUGAGAGGUCGCGCCUUCAACAAAGCGCUUCAAUGGUCGGAUCCGAACAUGUUCGGUCCGCGGGCUUACUUUGUGACGGUUUCGAAGCCCGCUGCCCUCACACUGGACGGGGUUCAGCUGGACGACGAGGGCGUCUACAGGUGCCGGGUGGACUUUAGAACAUCACCAACAAGAAAUUUUGCCAUCAAUUUAACUGUUAUCGUACCACCGCACCAACUUCUCUUAUACGAUAGUUCGGGACGGGACGUCUCUGGAGUUAUCGGUCCAUUAGAAGAAGGGGCGGAUUUGAUAUUAACCUGCGAAGUAAGAGGAGGAAGACCAAGUCCAACGGUAUCGUGGUUUAUCAAUGACCGUCUCGUGGAAGGUCAAUUGGAAGCCAUUGGUAAUCACGUCGUCGUAAACCGAUUGGAAGUCAAAGGAAUUGGCAGAGAGAGGUUAAACUCUACCUACAAAUGUCAGGCCAGCAAUACCAAACUUAUGAUGCCUGCCGAAAAAACGGUCAGACUGGAAUUGUUACUUCGGCCGAUGAGCGUGGUAAUUCCCAUAAAACCAGAACAGUUAGUUUCUGGUCAGGAGAUAACGAUUAGAUGUGAAUUAUUUGGAUCCAGACCAAAGGCGAUUGUAACGUGGACUAGAGACAACAGACCUUUCAGAAGAGGAAAAUUUCUCGACGAGGGCACGAACGACACGUUGGUCUUGCACUCCGUGACGUUCGUUCCGGUCCCGGAAGACGACGGGACGAUUUUAAAAUGCAUCGGAGAAAAUCCCAAAUUGCCUGACAGCAGCCUGGAAGAUUCGUUUAGAUUAAACGUCGUCUAUCCGCCGCAAGUGACUCUCCAUUUAGGCAGCACCCUCAACCCCGAGGACAUAAAAGAAGGCGACGAUGUUUAUUUCGAGUGCAACAUUAAGGCCAACCCCAAACAGCACAAAAUUACCUGGUAUCACGGCGGGCUACUGGUAAACCAAAACGUAUCUUCCGGCAUCAUCAUCAGUACGCAUAGUUUGGUCCUCCAAAGUGUUACUAGAUGGCAGGGCGGAGCUUACGCAUGUUUAGCCGCCAAUUCCAGAGGCGAAACAAUGAGUGACCCGGUACAUUUGAGAGUUAGAUAUGCGCCGGUCUGCAGUAAAGAUUCGGAGGUUACUGUCAUAGGAGCUUCUCUAGACGAAGUGUUGAAAGUGAGGUGCCAAGUGUCGGCGGACCCCUCUGAUGUCACUUUUAUCUGGCAAUUUAAUAACAGCGGCGAGAGUUUAGAUGUUUCGCCGUCAAGAUUCAAUACCUACAGCGGUAAUAUUAGUGAACUAACGUUCUCAGCAUCAUCGCAGAUCGAUUACGGUACCCUAACUUGUUGGGGUUCGAAUUCCGUGGGACGCCAAGUCGAACCUUGCAUAUUCCAGGUGGUCCCUGCCUCAAAGCCUUCAUCACUAUCGAACUGUACACUACGAGGUGCCAACAACCAAUCAGCGGACACCGUAGAGGUGCAGUGCAAAGCAGGUUAUGACGGUGGAGUGCCCCAACAAUUCGUUUUGGAGGCAUAUGAGGCGCACAGCAUGCGAUUAAGGAUAAACCAAACAAUUCUUGAUUCAGAAAACCCGGUGUUUCAUCUGGAUCUGGGGGAACUUUUGCCAUCUCCUCCGUCGCUUAGAAUAGUUGUGUAUGCAGUAAAUGCGAAAGGAAAGAGCGAAAAAUUGGUUUUGGAUGACAUCAUGCUAAACGAUGCCGAAAAGAGAACUGAUGGUAAUUCGGGUAUGAACUUGGUCCCCUUGGCCGGUCUUCUAACCGGUUCACUUCUGACACUCGGCGUUGCCGUAUUGGUGAUCGUAGUGGUAGCGGUGAGAAGAAAACGUCACUGCGACGGAAGUAACUACUGCCCUCAUCACAUAACCCUCGACGCAUCGAAGCAAAACUCAAAGACUGAACAGGGAUCCAUGUUAGAGAUAAAUACAGGUGACAAUCGAUACGUGGUGGCCUACACACUAAAGCCAACGAAUCCAGCCUAUUCCCAUUCGAACUCUGCCCAAGAUAGUAUGAUUUUAACUCCCGACUCGCACAGCCAGCCCGACAUACUCAACACUCCCAGAGCGAAAAUCAUUGAAUCAGGUGGCGACAUCGUAGGGACUUUCGGAGAACAACACCCCGACGAUGUUUUGACCGCAGACGCCAGAAGUCUGACAAAUUGCAAAUCUCCACCGAACUUGCAGUCGCCAUCUAGCUGCGACUUGAACAGCAGCAGGACCUUGGGAAGGCCUAAACUACGUCCCAGGGACAUGUCGUACUCAUCGUUCGCGACAUUGAGGCGGGACCACAUCAUAGCAGAUUCCAUCCCAGGGCCAGAAAGUUGCGUCUAAUGCAACUAAAUUUCUAAAUCGAUAUGAAUACUAAGGACGAGUACUAACUGUGAUUUUUUAAAAUAACGCGAAUGUGUGUUCGGUGUUGGACUUGCAUAGCGAACAGAUCAGCGUUAAUCAGCAGAUAAUGAGCUAUUUCUUUCUCGAAAAUAGUUGGGUUAUUAAAGGUAUUCGAAUUUAUCGAUAAGCCUCGAGGUGACACAGAUUUGCUUAGAGUCAAACUUACUGGGCCGAACCGUUGGAGUUCUGAUAAACCUUUUUUCAAAGGAUUUUUUUAAAACAUUAAAUGAUAUUGAGAUACUUGGAAACCGUUGUCCCCAAAAUUUGGUAAAUUUUUAUUUAGUUUCUCCAACGAAAUAUUUAAUUCGGAUACUAAACUGAACGGCGGGUUAGGUAGGACACCAAAAAAAUUGAGUUAUAAUAAAUUCCAGUUUUCUUUGUAGGUGUUAAAUUUUCAACGUGAGUUGUAGUAAAGUGUUCUUUGUUUGUGCGCCAAUGGUGUCCCUUUUUUUAAAUCUCUUGUCCUUAUAGAGCGCGGCGAAAAAAUUCCGUUUUUUGUCAAAUAAUUUUUAAUUGAUUCGGAAUGACUAGUUUUUUAUUUAUUUUUUAAAUUCGCCUUUCAUAUUAAAUUUAAAACUAAACUGCAUCAAGCAAUAACUUGUAAAUAAACUGUUAACAUCGACAGUGUGCAAAAAGUAGUUUUUGAAGUUUUAUAUCAUAUUUUUAUUGAUUCUUAUGUAUGUCUUGUUUGUUGUAAUGUAUGUGUUCGCUACUAAGUUUUAGUCUCAAUUUUCACAUUCAAUUUGACAUUCAGAGGUAUUCCAUAAGAAUGAAAACAUUUUCUCAUUUUUUUUUAAUUUUAAUACACUUGCAGGAGUAAAAAGAUGAAAUAUACAUAAUAUAUUUCCAAGAAUAUUUUUUUAAAUUUGCUAUAUAUAUAUUAAAAAUUAAUAAAGAAUAUGAUUCUGGAUUUAGUGAUUCAUCCAACUUCAUAAAGAACUUUACAAGAUUCCCUGUUUUUUCUAACUUAUUCACCAAGAAUUGAAUUUUUUCGCUGCCUUUCACGCACGGUGUAGUGAAAAAAAUGGAUACCAUUUGCUCAUAGAGCAAAGAUCACUCGCACGAUAUCGUCCAAAUUAAGCAACUCCUUGGAUCUUCCCCUUCAAAUGCCUUUCACUUUAUUUGAUGACACAUAUUAUAUCUAGAAUAAGAAAUAAAUACAUCUUGAAAAGGGUUUUUCGUUUCGUACUUUCCAAAUUAAGGCUCCAAAUUUGUUAGAAUGCCUGUAUUAACAAAUCAUCCGGGUUUAAGGAAGAAUAAUCGAUCUCGGCAUAUGUUGUUCUGUCCUGUCCUGGUUUUAUCUUGAGUUUUAAUAGAGAGCUGCAUAGUUGAGUCAUAAGCCAAUCAUAGUACAUAGCAAAAGCAAAUAGCUGCUCUAGGAAGGCAGGGCAGUUGAAGAAGAAGUACUUAAUUGAUAUUUUUAACUGUGAGUUGAAUACCUCUCUUAUUGAAUAUACAAAAUUAAUUUCUUCCAUAAUCUGACUCGAUUUGACUGAAACAUUAUAACGUUAUAGUUUUCGUAUUGUUUUUACUUGUUUGCUAGUGCUAUGCGCCUACUUACCGAUAAACUGUUUUACACCGUUAUUUUCAAGUGUGGCUCUAUUAUUAGCUGUACUUUUUUUUAAUACCCCAAUGAAAUUUGUUACAUAAUAGGACAAUAAUAAUUAGAUUUUCUAAAUAAAAUUUAGGAUACCAAAAAAUGUCACCUGAGCUGUUUAUGCUAUACCCGCCAUGCGGAAUAUUUACCGAAAUAAAACGUUUCUUUAAAAUUAAAAUUGUCUUCGUUUAAUUUGGCUCUAAGUGAACUUGCAAACUAGUUGAGGCAGAAUAAUAAGAUGUAAAAAUAAAACUCAUCGAUUUUCACUAUCUGUGGUCAGUGAAAUCAAAUCAAAUUUCUGAUUUCUAUAUGGCAAAACUUGCUGGACCACAGUUUGUUUAUGUUUUCGAUAUGUUUAGA
Messenger RNA from Cylas formicarius (sweet potato weevil), 4780 nucleotides. RefSeq names its product synaptogenesis protein syg-2-like. NCBI's taxonomy places the organism in Eukaryota, Metazoa, Arthropoda, Insecta, Coleoptera, Brentidae. The record is from RefSeq and is a predicted model, not a curated record. Bases 172 to 2763 code for a protein of 863 amino acids. The transcript has 16 exons.